Nematostella vectensis (starlet sea anemone) is the source of this 6065-nucleotide messenger RNA. RefSeq lists its product as uncharacterized. The transcript is spliced from 17 exons. The record is from RefSeq and is a predicted model, not a curated record. Bases 252 to 5336 code for a protein of 1694 amino acids. NCBI's taxonomy places the organism in Eukaryota, Metazoa, Cnidaria, Anthozoa, Actiniaria, Edwardsiidae.
UUCGUUGCUAUCUGAAGUGUGCGCAUGCGCGUAAUAACUCUUCCCUCUCGUACGGCCCUGGCAUCCUUUGCCCUGGAUUUACGACAAAAAUUGUAUCUUGAAGGACGUUAAAACCUGAAUUUUUGAUGGAGUUUGAAGAAGAUCGACAACGAGGCAGCCUAGCAAAGACUUUGUACUGAUGACUACGAAUUGAUUGAAACCCGAGACAAUUAUAUCGACGACAAACGUUUGAUCGCAUCGUCACAGGAAAGAUGGAUAUCAAGGUGAUGCUGCUGUGGAAGAUUCUAGCAAUCGCGGUAUUUUUCACCGUGGUCGAUUCCGGAAGACACCGUAACUUAAGGAGGAACAUUCGUAAAGAUGUAAUCGCUUCUAACGGAGAGGCAGUAACAUUUUUUGUCAUGGGUAACCCAUCUAACGAAGAUACGGAACAAAACGUUCCAACUAAGCGUGUGGAUGAAAGCAAUAUCAAAGCCUCAAACAAGGAUACAAUAAGUUCAAUAAAGGAUAGAUCUGCGCCAACGGGUGUAGCGAAGAAGAAGACUGUCCCAGUUCAUCAUAAAAAGACGAAGAAGAAAUCAAAAAAAUCAUCUAGAGGUAACAUUGGCAGCAUUAAUGAUAUCCAGUCUGCUUAUCGACACGGCAUCGAUGUGGAUGCUGAGAAUAGCUUGGAACGAGUCAAGAUGAUAGACGAUGGUGCGCUAACCGAUUACUUCCAUGCCAUCAAUGGCGAGGAUAACAAGCAGAAUGCUGAAUCCGAUGAUCAAGGUACCUCCCCUGAGAACACGGAAUCAAACGAAGUAUCUCAGAGUACGGACCUACCUCAAGCAAAGAUGGGAGAUACUCCGGGGAUAGAGGUUUACACGGAUAAUCCGGAGGACGAGCAAGACGACUUUUACGCUGCUAUUAACAGAGGGAAGAAGACUCCACCAUUAAUGAAGGAGAUGAGACCCACAAAGUCACACUUUGCGGAUGUUCCGGAGCAGCACUGGAAGCCGCGACAUGUGUACAGUGAUCGUCUUAGCUAUAAUUCAAACGACGAGAUGACCCCUAGUGAAGUGACCCACGGGAACGCAGGGUUUGCCAGCGCGUUGACUGAUACGGAAGAUCACAAUGAAGUCAGCAAGGCGAACAAUUUGGACACAAAAGAACAUGGCGUCCAAGAUGCUGGACGUCAUAAUGAGGCCGGGAGUGACAAUAAACCAAAAGAAGAUAGCCCUAAAGCUGGGGAUAGUGCUGGGGCUAAUAUGGCUAGCGUGAAUACAGCUAAGGUGGAAAAAAGUAAGGCAACAGAUACUGCUAAACAGGACGGCUCUAAAAGCACAAAUACAAGCACUAAUUCUUCCAAGCAAAAUUCAAACGUGACUACCAGCGACCAGAAAUCAGCUCCAAAAGAACAGACCAAGGGCAUACCUGCAAGCCAGGAUCAAAGUAAGGAUGGUGAAUUUGGAAUGGGUAGCCCAUUCUUGAGCAAUCCAUUCGUCAAUCCCUUCUCACUGUUCGAGUUCAAUAAGCCUCAUAAGCAACAAGACAGCAAGACAACUAAGUCUCCGAAUAUACAGGUUCCUAUGAAGGGGAUCAAGGGCACACAAAUUGUCGGAGGGAAGAUCACUGGGGGAAGAAUCGUUGGUGGGUUCAUUCAAGGGGGCAAUAUCGUAUCCGGCGACAUCGAGGGUGGGGUCAUCAAAGGAGGGCAGGUCGAAGGAGGCAAGUUUCUGAAUGGGACAAUGGAAGGCGGCUUGUUGCACGAUGGCGUGAUCGAUGGAGGCCGUUUUGUAAAUGGCACAUUUGAGGGCGGAUACAUGAAAGAUGGCAUUGUUUCAGGCGGAAAGAUCAAGGGAGGAAGAAUAGAAGGGGGCGAGAUCGAAGGUGGUCUUCUUAUAGGAGGGCGUUUCCGAGGUGGAAGGCUGCAAGGUGGGGUGAUGAGGGGAGGUGAGGUAGUUGGUGGUAUGAUCAAGGGUGGAAACAUAGAGGGAGGGAUUAUGACGGGUGGAAGCGUCGAGGGAGGAAGCCUGAAGGAAGGAAAGAUGUCCGGAGGAACCCUCAAAGCGGGAGCGAUGUUUGGUGGCGAAAUGAAGAACGGAAGCAUCGAAGGUGGUAUCCUGAAAUCUGGAAUUAUUAGUGGAGGUAUCCUGAAAGGUGGGACGAUAGAAGGAGGUGAGUUAAGGGGAGGAGUGGUUCUUGCUGGUAAGAUUAAAGGAGGUAUAGUAGAAGGUGGAGUGAUUGAAGGUGGAGAGAUAGGAGAGGGAGUGAUUGUCAAAAGUGGACACAUCAAUGGGACGAUUGUGGCUGUACACAGCGAUAGGGCUGGAGCACCUCCUCCUCUGAUCGUCAAAGAGCCAAAGCAUGUAGAUGACUCGGUGCAAGCUGGAAAGAAAGCCUCUUCGAAGACAAGCAAUGGCGGCAAGCUGAAGUCGUCUCAGACGGAAUCGUUUACAUCAGUACGCAAUGGUAAGCACCAUGUCGUGUUUGAUGGUAUCAGCUUUGAUGUCCCUGAAGACGGUUUUAGUGACUUGAUCAGUAGAAUGAAUGGCAACCCGAAUGACCUUGAGAAUCUCUUGAACACGGACAACGAGACAAUUGGACAUUCGACAAUAGAACAACAAACGCAGUUCACUGAUAAACCUACUGAUAAACCCACAGAACAAACACCAACGAGCAAAGUAACAAGCGCAGCUAUGGAGACAAAGUCUAGCGGUGCGCAUGACGACUCGGGCAUUAAGCCUGAGGAUAUUAUUAAUAAACUUAGCCCGACUGAGGGGCAGUCAGCAUCUCAGGCGCCUUUUGUGCAUGUGCAUGCUAAGGACAGCGCUGUCAAGCCUACAUACCACUGGUCUUUGAGCAGUCUUCUAGAUGAGCGAAUCCCCGGUAGCCCCGGGUCUGCCAUGAUCACGCACGGACACGUGCAACCCACGCGCGGAGGACUCGCGUUUAAUGGUGAAGACGCGUGGCUGGGUGGAGGGGAUUAUGCAGGGGGCUGCAUCAGCGCUCCUGACACGUGCGCUGAUGGUUUUUCAUUCGAGAUGACGCUCAAAAUGGACAAGGACGCCAUCAAUACCAACGACAUGAACUACAUAGUGGAUUCCGGUGCUUCCACGUUCAAUUCCAAGGGUUUCUCUCUAUACACGCUCCACGGCAAGCUGCGUGCGGACAUCGCGAUUCCCAAUGACGCCAUCUGCCUGGAGACGCCCAUGGAACCAGACCGCUGGCACGAUGUUCUCGUCACAUGGAAAAAAGACCAGGGUCUGCGCAUGUACAUGAACUGUGAGCUGAAGGCAGAGACUAAGAGCAAUGACCAUUGCCUGGGCUGUCGAUCAACAGGAUGUCACGUGUCCGACUAUAAUACCAAGCUCAUGAUUGGUCGGCCGAACUACAGUCCUCACUUCCACUGCACCAAAUUUGAGAGCGGAGACAUCUCGUUUUGGGAGAGGUACCUUUCACCUGCUGACGUCAGCAACAUCUGCGCCAAGGACACGGUGAUGCUGAACGAUGCAAUUCCAUCUAAAGAGCCGAUCAAGACAAUAAACCCAGAGGCCAAACCGGUCAUACUAAAGGGUACCACUCAAGAGGGCGUGGUUAGCACCCCUCUUAUCGCCCCCCUUGACACCCAAGCACAACCACAACCCGUACAACUACAGCAAGUCGUGCCCUUGCCGCAAGGGAAGUACCUCCCACAAACACCAAAGAUCUACGGUAAGGCUCCUUUUAUCGGGCCACAGACCAUUACGCCAAAUGCAAACGGAGAAUACGAAGUGAAAUUUCCCAGUAUGAUGCAAAUAGGAAAGACCUACGAGUUCGAUCAGGUCAUACCAGCAAUGCGAGCGCCUCCCCCGCAACCUUACAACAGCUACCAGCAACAACAGCCCAUGCAGAACCCCAUGAUGCAAGGCGGGCUAUAUUCGUCACCAGCCUCCUACGCGAGCGGAGUUGGGCGAGAUAGCGUACAAGCCGCGGGCACGGUGCCAAAAUACUUCACACAGUGGAGUCGUUGGAGUGCAUGCUCUAAGUCCUGCGGUUAUGGCGUGCGGGCUCGAAAACGCACAUGUCUGAAUCCUCGCAUCCUAUUGGCUGGAAGAGUGUGCAGUGGGCCGUCAAUACAACAUGGCUUCUGCUUCCAGGCGCCAUGUCCGGGUUCAACUCGUAGUCAAGCGCGCAAGUCUCUCGUGCGACAGAUCUUACGCAGUAUGGUGAACAACUUUGCUCUGCAAAUGGCGACGCACCCAACAAUCGACAAAACAUUUCUAGGUACAGCAUCGCAUGCGAAUGUCAUAAAAUCCAAAACCGCUGAGGAGCCGGGGACUACCCGGCAACUGCAUGAGUCAGAUCAUGGUGGAUAUGGUCUGUGGUCGCUAUGGGGAUCAUGUAGCAAGUUAUGUGGGACGGGAACACAGUUGCGCACGCGCAUUUGUCAUAGCCGGAAGUCAUGUGUUGGGCCAUCGACGCAAGUGAGACACUGUAACCCGCAACCAUGUCCAAGUUCAACUCGUAGUCAAGCGCGCAAGUCUCUCGUGCGACAGAUCUUACGCAGUAUGGUGAACAACUUUGCUCUGCAAAUGGCGACGCACCCAACAAUCGACAAAACAUUUCUAGGUACAGCAUCGCAUGCGAAUGUCAUAAAAUCCAAAACCGCUGAGGAGCCGGGGACUACCCGGCAACUGCAUGAGUCAGAUCAUGGUGGAUAUGGUCUGUGGUCGCUAUGGGGAUCAUGUAGCAAGUUAUGUGGGACGGGAACACAGUUGCGCACGCGCAUUUGUCAUAGCCGGAAGUCAUGUGUUGGGCCAUCGACGCAAGUGAGACACUGUAACCCGCAACCAUGUCCAAGUACGUGUUACGUGUUACGUGCAACCAUGUCCAAGUACGUGUUACGUGUUACGUGUUACGUGCAACCAUGUCCAGUUGACGGUGGAUUUAAUGACUGGUCGGAGUUCUCUCUCUGCACGAAGACGUGUGGUGCUAGGGCAAUGAGGUUCAGAUUGAGAUCAUGUGAUAACCCUCAACCAGCUUUUGGCGGCAAACCUUGCGCAGGACCGACCAAGCAGACUAUUCCAUGUGGGAAACUGCCACCUUGCCCACUAAAUGGUGGCUAUAGCCCGUGGGGAGCCUGGUCCGGCUGUGACGCAGACUGUGGGGGAGGAGUACGGGAGAGAACGCGCUUCUGUACGAAUCCCGUGCCCGGGUGGGGUGGAAGACACUGUGAAGCGUUAGGUCCAAGCAAAGUUUCGGAGCUGUGUAACCUCGCUCCGUGCACCGACAUCAAAAACAACGAAAAAACUCGUGUGACAUCACCAAACAAGACUGGGGCGACCAAACAACUUGUUAGUUUUAUCAGCCAGCUAUAGCGUACACGAGGCGCAAAUGGGGUGUGGACAUUGUCCCGUCUGUUGGCGAAGAGCGACCCUACACCAGUAAGAAAAGGCGUCCUGGUAGACCAAGACAUCAAGCCACCACAUCUUCAAAACAGCCAAUUUCUUGUUUAACAAGCAGUUUAAGUGAUUUUCUGGGUAAAACAUUUCGCGUCAACUCCACACGUUUCCUCAGUCCUGUCACCAGUCCGAGAGUUAGGGCUGACCGGAAAUCAGAGUACUAACCGGAAGUGCCUUCCCUCUUGGACAUCAACACGUGCAGCGUGACAGCAUGAAGGCCUUGUAAUGAAUUCGUCCGGUUAUUUGUACUGGCUGUGGGUGCCGGUUCCGGACGCCACGCAUAUCUGAGGUCCUUAAAGGCGCUGGACUCAACACUCAGCUUACCAAUUAAAAUGAUUGCUCUCUUGUCAAGACAACCAGAGAUAUGUACUGGGGAGAUUUUUGAGGUUUAGAAGUUGUUUUUUCCUGGUUUCUCCUUUAAUUUAAAAAAUCGCAAGGGAUGUUGAUAGUGAGGCUAUGUAAGGGAAUUUAUAUUUAUUUAUAUAUAAUUUUGAAUUAGGAGGGGGGAUAUUUAUCAAAGAACAGUUGUAGCACGGGCAACUUGCUGGAGUAUUUACCGGAAAAGCCCUCGAGAAUUGCAAUUAUUUAAUACAACCAUCAGUCGAACAUUUUUUUACACGUGAAUAAAACAAAUCUAACAGUUUA